GGGACUACUUUCAAUAACUUUUGCACAUGCAAGUCACAAACAUUCCAGAUCCCUUGAAUUGCUUGCGGAAGAAGCGGCGCGCGGAGGGAGCGGCACGCGGAGGGAGCGGCACGCGGAGGGAGCGGCACGCAGCACGCGGAGGGAGCCAAGCCGACAUCACAUAAACGCGCUGAGCAGCACGCCGGCACCAUUCGCUCUUCAGACGCCGGAGAGUUCUGACUGGGUCUUCGGACGCCUAAGGGAUUGGAUUAAUGGCGGAUGCUGAGGCGAGCGCUGAGUUGCCGGAGGAGGCCAGACCCGACGGGGGCACUUUGCAGGUGCUGAGAGAUAUGGCCAGCCGCUUGCGAAUCCAUUCCAUCAGGGCUACAUGCUCCACGAGCUCCGGCCACCCUACAUCCUGUAGCAGUUCUGCCGAGAUCAUGUCUGUGCUGUUCUUCUACAUCAUGAGGUACAAGCAGUCAGAUCCAGAGAAUCCAGACAACGACCGAUUUGUCCUCGCAAAGAGACUGUCGUUUGUGGAUGUGGCAACAGGAUGGCUUGGACAAGGACUGGGAGUUGCAUGUGGAAUGGCAUAUACUGGCAAGUACUUCGAUCGGGCCAGCUACCGGGUGUUCUGCCUCAUGAGUGACGGCGAGUCCUCAGAAGGCUCUGUCUGGGAGGCAAUGGCCUUUGCUUCCUUCUACAGUCUGGACAAUCUAGUGGCAAUCUUUGAUGUGAACCGCCUGGGACACAGUGGUGCAUUGCCCGCCGAGCACUGCAUAGACAUCUAUCAGAGGCGCUGCGAAGCCUUCGGGUGGAACACUUACGUGGUGGAUGGUCGGGACGUGGAGGCGCUGUGCCAGGUGUUCUGGCAGGCCUCUCAGGUGAAGCACAAGCCCACUGCUGUGGUGGCCAAGACCUUCAAGGGCCGGGGCACACCAAGUAUUGAGGAUGCAGAAAGUUGGCAUGGAAAGCCGAUGCCAAGAGAAAGAGCAGAUGCCAUUAUCAAAUUAAUUGAGAGCCAGAUAGAGACCAGCAGGAGUCUUGACCCACAGCUCCCCAUUGAGGACUCACCUGAAGUCAACAUCACAGAUGUAAGGAUGAUCUCUCCACCUGAUUACAGAGUUGGUGACAAGAUAGCUACCCGGAAAGCAUGUGGUUUGGCUCUGGCUAAGCUGGGCUAUGCAAACGACAGAGUCAUUGUGCUGGAUGGUGACACCAAGUACUCUACCUUCUCUGAGAUAUUCAACAAAGAGUACCCUGAGCGUUUCAUCGAAUGCUUUAUGGCUGAGCAAAACAUGGUGAGCGUGGCGCUGGGCUGUGCCUCCCGUGGACGGACCAUUGCUUUUGCUAGCACCUUUGCUGCCUUUCUGACUCGAGCAUUUGAUCAGAUCCGGAUAGGAGGCCUGUCUGAGAGCAACAUCAACAUUAUUGGUUCCCACUGUGGGGUAUCUGUUGGUGAAGAUGGUGCUUCCCAGAUGGCCCUGGAGGAUAUAGCCAUGUUCCGAACCAUUCCCAAGUGCACGAUCUUCUACCCAACUGAUGCUGUCUCCACGGAGCAUGCUGUUUCUCUGGCGGCCAGUGCCAAGGGGAUGUGCUUCAUUCGGACCACCCGACCAGAAACUAUGGUUAUUUACACCCCACAGGAACGCUUUGAGAUCGGACAGGCCAAGGUCCUCCGCCACUGUGUCAGUGACAAGGUCACAGUUAUUGGAGCUGGAAUUACUGUGUAUGAAGCCUUAGCAGCUGCUGAUGAGCUUUUGAAACAAGAUAUUUUUAUCCGUGUCAUCGACCUGUUUACCAUUAAACCUCUGGAUGUCACCACUAUCAUCUCCAGUGCAAAAGCCACAGAGGGCCGGAUCAUUACAGUGGAGGAUCACUACCCGCAAGGUGGCAUCGGGGAAGCUGUCUCUGCGGCCGUCUCCAUGGAUCCUGACAUUCAGGUUCAUUCGCUGGCAGUGUCAAGAGUGCCCCAGAGUGGGAAGUCCGAGGAAUUGCUGGAUAUGUAUGGAAUUAGUGCCAGACAUAUCAUAGUGGCCGUGAAAUGCAUGUUGUUGAACUAAAAUAGCUGUUAGCUUUGGUCUUUUGGCCUCUUUACCCUAUGUUUAUGUUUGUUCCAAAACCAUCAUUUAAAUCUAUACUGUCAGGCUUUGUUUCUUAAAAGCAAAGCCAGUUAACACCUUCUUUCAUCCCUAGUUUGGAAAUUCAAGCUAACUACUUAUCCUUUAAACGGUGACUGCAUAUGCAAGUACCACUGUAAUUUUUGAAUCAUUAAAAAGGGAGUUACACAACUUUAAGUGAAAAAAAUAGGUAACAAAACAACCACCUGAUAGUAAGUUUUCUGAUAAGACUAUAGAUAAGUGGUAGAGGUCAUCAGUUCUUUAAAAGUGUUUCCUUCGUAACUGGUAGAGGUAAUAGUUUUUACAGUGUAUUUCCUUCAUGAGUAAAGAAAAUGUGAAUUGAAGUAUAGAUUGCAGUAGCCUAGGUUCCACAGCACAAUAACACCAUGACACCUACCGCUGUUCCCACCUUGGAAUUCUGUGCCAUGCCACCUGCAGCCAUCCUGGAAUUCCCUUCACUGUUUGCCUUAAUCUCCCCUCCACAGUUGAGAGGCUGUCAGGCAGCAGCAAAAGCUUGUUAGGAUGUCCUGUACUGCUUGUGAUGAAGGUCUCCACACUGUACUGUUCAAGUCAAUGUUAAUAAAGCAUUUCAAAACCA
Messenger RNA from Mandrillus leucophaeus (drill), 2697 nucleotides. RefSeq names its product transketolase-like 1 (gene TKTL1). The transcript has 13 exons. The record is from RefSeq and is a predicted model, not a curated record. NCBI's taxonomy places the organism in Eukaryota, Metazoa, Chordata, Mammalia, Primates, Cercopithecidae. Gene Ontology annotation, molecular function: thiamine pyrophosphate binding; transketolase activity. The coding region runs from base 252 to 2042 and encodes 596 amino acids.